AUCACUGUUGUUGCUGCUGCUGUUAAAUUUUAAACUGCCAUGCACUCAGCUUCCAGUAUGCUAGGAGCUGUGAAAAUGGAAGGACAUGAACAUUCCGACUGGAGCAGUUACUACACAGAACCAGAGGCUUACUCCACCGUAGGUAACAUGAAUGCAGGAUUAAGCAUGAACACCAUGAACACCUACAUGAGUAUGUCAGCAAUGAGCACCUCGGCUAACAUGACAGCAAGUUCCAUGAACAUGUCCUAUGUAAAUACUGGAAUGAGCCCUUCUCUGACUGGCAUGUCUCCGGGCACUGGUGCUAUGGCUGGCAUGGGCACCGGUGUAGCAAGUAUGGCUACUCACCUGAGCCCCAGCAUGAGCCCGAUGAGCGCCCAGGCAUCGUCCAUGAACGCCCUGGCACCCUACACCAACAUCAAUUCCAUGAGCCCCAUCUAUGGACAAUCCAACAUUAACAGAUCCAGGGAUCCUAAAACUUACCGGAGGAGCUACACCCAUGCCAAGCCUCCAUACUCCUAUAUAUCCCUUAUUACCAUGGCCAUUCAACAGUCUCCCAACAAGAUGCUCACCUUGAGUGAGAUCUACCAGUGGAUCAUGGACCUAUUCCCCUUCUACAGACAGAACCAGCAGCGUUGGCAGAACUCCAUCCGCCAUUCUUUGUCCUUCAAUGACUGCUUCCUCAAAGUGCCAAGGUCUCCAGAUAAACCCGGCAAAGGCUCCUUCUGGACUCUUCACCCGGACUCUGGGAACAUGUUUGAGAAUGGGUGCUAUCUGAGACGCCAAAAGCGCUUCAAGUGCGAUAAGAAGCACAGUCCCAGAGACAGUGGUGGGAAGAAGCUCUCUGAAGGGGCCUCUAGUGUAGGUUCCGCUGCCAACAGCAGCUCAGAAAGUUCUGGGGGUAACGAGUCUCCCCAUUCCAGUUCAUCCCCAUGUCAGGAACAGAAGAGGACCCUUGUGGACAUGAAGUCAAACCAAGGUCUGAGCCCAGAUCAUACAACAUCUCCAGUCUCCCAAGCCCAACACCUGCUGUCCCAGCACCACUCUGUCUUGUCCCAUGAUGCCCAGUCCCACCUCAAACCAGAACACCACUAUUCCUUCAACCACCCUUUCUCCAUCAACAACCUAAUGUCCUCCGAACAGCAACACCACCACCACCACCACCACCACAGUCACCACCACCACAAAAUGGACUUGAAAGCCUAUGAACAGGUGAUGCAUUAUUCAGGAUAUGGUUCUCCCAUGGCAGGUAGUUUAGCAAUGAGCUCAGUAACGAACAAAACUGGCUUAGAGUCUUCACCCAUCUCAAGCGACACCUCCUACUAUCAAGGUGUGUAUUCCAGACCCAUAAUGAACUCUUCCUAAUUCUAGACAACAGACAUUAAUGGACAUGCUCACAGUCACUGUAUAAAAUCUAUGUACGACAAUAGUAUGUGUUUCCCUGCCCAUUCCCCUUGAGCUGUAAAGUUUGUUUUGAGCCCGUUUUUUUUUUUAGCUGUCAGGUUUGUUGGACUACGUUUGGCUGCGUUUUGCUACGUUUUGUGUUCCCACUUUGUUGCAGGGGGUAUAUUAUUUGUGAAUGUGGUGGAUCAUUAUAUGCUGUGUAGUUUCUACAAAGGACCAAAAGUCUGUAAAAUUCUCCAUGUAAAAAAAAAAAAAAAAAAAAGAAGAAAAAGGAAAUAUUGUUGUAACUCCCUCCCCCAAAAAAAGUUUAAUGUUUUUUGUUUUUCUAAGUAAAAUGCUUGAAAAGGCUUAAUUUAUGGUUUCUGUACACUUUAUUUAUGACUAUGUAUUCUGGCCUGUCCCAGUCAGAUUUUAACAAUCUCUAUUAAAAUCGUAUUGCCAUUUCUUUCUGGAUGUUUAUUUACGAGUGUAAAUGAUCUAUAACAAAACAAAUACAAAGGGAAGUUAUAUUUCUAUAAAUAGAGGAAUAUUUAUGACAAUUGCUAUGACACAAGGCGUUCUAUACGUUUUGUACUGGAUACAGGAAAUUGUCUAUAUAGGAUCCGUUUUUCAAACGGAUACCGGAUAACGGAUUCUAUUUCUUUCGUUGGCGUUUUCGGGUAUUAUUGAAGGUCGCAAGAUGCUAGUGUGAACAGAGCCCUCACUGCAAUUGACCUAUAACAGUGUUUCCCAACCAG
This is a messenger RNA of Hyla sarda, 2138 nucleotides long. RefSeq names its product forkhead box A2 (gene FOXA2). Bases 40 to 1362 code for a protein of 440 amino acids. Lineage: Eukaryota; Metazoa; Chordata; Amphibia; Anura; Hylidae. Gene Ontology annotation, biological process: anatomical structure morphogenesis; regulation of transcription by RNA polymerase II; cell differentiation. The record is from RefSeq and is a predicted model, not a curated record. The transcript has 2 exons. Gene Ontology annotation, molecular function: protein domain specific binding; transcription factor binding; RNA polymerase II cis-regulatory region sequence-specific DNA binding.